AUGAACUCCACCUUGGAUGGUGAUCAGAGCAGCCAUCCUUUCUGUCUCCUUGCACUGGGCUACUUGGAAACUGUCAGUUUUUGUCUUUUGGAAACACUGAUUGUUGUCUUUCUAGCCAUAUUGAUUAUUUCUGGCAACAUCAUUGUGAUUUUUGUGUUCCACUGUGCACCUCUGUUGAACCAUCACACUACAAGUUAUUUUAUCCAGACAAUGGCAUAUGCUGACCUCUUGGUUGGGGUAAGCUGCCUGGUCCCAUCCUUGUCACUACUCCACUACCCUCUUCCUAUGGAGGAGGCCAUGACUUGCCAAGUAUUUGGCUUUGUAGUGUCAGUUCUGAAGAGUGUCUCCAUGGCUUCUCUGGCCUGUAUCAGCAUUGAUAGAUACAUUGCCAUCACUAAGCCUUUAACCUAUAGUACGCUGGUUACUCCCUGGAGACUACGCCUUUGUAUUUUUCUGAUUUGGCUAUAUUCCACCCUGGUCUUCCUGCCUUCCUUCUUCCACUGGGGCAAACCUGGAUAUCAUGGAGAUAUAUUUCAGUGGUGUGCAGAGUCCUGGCAUACCAAUCCCUACUUCACAUUGUUCAUCGUGGUGAUGCUGUAUGCCCCAGCUGCCCUCAUUGUCUGCUUCACAUAUUUCAACAUCUUCCGCAUCUGCCAGCAGCACACAAAAGAAAUCAUCAAAAGGCAAGCCCGAUUCAGCAGCCAGAAUGGGGAGACUGGGGAAGCCCAGACCUGUCCUGAUAAGCGCUAUGCCAUGGUCCUAUUCAGAAUCACCAGUGUGUUUUAUGUCCUCUGGUUGCCAUACAUCAUCUACUUCCUGCUGGAGAGUUCUACUGGCUGCAGCAGCCGCCUUGCAUCUUUCCUGACUACCUGGCUUGCUAUUAGUAACAGUUUCUGCAACUGUAUCAUUUAUAGUCUCUCCAACAGUGUUUUCCAACAAGGAUUAAAGGGCCUCUCAGGGGUUGUGUGUACUUCUUGUGCAAGUCACAUUACAGCCAAGGACCCUUACACAGUUAGGAGCAAAGGACCCCUUAAUGGAUGUCAUAUCUGA
This is a messenger RNA of Peromyscus eremicus (cactus mouse), 1050 nucleotides long. RefSeq names its product G protein-coupled receptor 21 (gene Gpr21). Bases 1 to 1050 code for a protein of 349 amino acids. Gene Ontology annotation, biological process: G protein-coupled receptor signaling pathway. NCBI's taxonomy places the organism in Eukaryota, Metazoa, Chordata, Mammalia, Rodentia, Cricetidae. The record is from RefSeq and is a predicted model, not a curated record. Gene Ontology annotation, cellular component: membrane. Gene Ontology annotation, molecular function: G protein-coupled receptor activity. The transcript has a single exon.